CGGCCAAAGAAUCCAGCAGAAAUCAAAGAAGCUUUUUGACAGUCUCCACUAUUUCCCUCAUAUCUACAAAACCUCAUGUCUCGAGGAACUUUUGUCUUCACAUCCACGGCCUUGCGCUCCCUCGAGCUGGACAAGGAUGCUCUGGACAGAAGCAAGUACAAAACCCAGCUGGCCUCCCAUCGCCUCAGCGCUUACAUGCAGAGGAAAGAGUCUGUGAGCCGGACGCCCUGGAGGAGCGGCGCUGGCCAGCGUCCUCUUUUAUGCCAAGACGUGGUGAUCCAAAAUGCCGUCUACACAGGGAACCUGGAAGCUCUGCAGCGACUUUUUCCAAGAGGAUCAACAGCUAAUUUCGUCAUUGAACCUCAAGGGGGGGACAUGCGUUGGGUCGCCAGGGGGGAAGGACUUUGGUCGCUCACUUAUGAGCAGGAGUUGACGACGCCGCUUCACAUUACCGCCAGUAGAGGCUUUGUGGACUGCUUGGAUCUCCUGCUGCAGCGAGGUGCAAACGUGGACCUGGCGCCCGGCGGAGUCACGGCCCUGCACGAGUCCUGCGAAAACUGUCAACCAGAGUGCACCAAGCUGUUGCUGGCUUACGGCGCCAACCCCAACGCCGUCUCUGAGGAUGGGCUUAUGCCUUUGCAUGUUUGCACAGCCCCUGAAUCUCUGGAAUGUGCCAAACAUCUCCUUCAGUACGGUGCUACGAUCAACGGUCACAGUCUGGAGGAAAACGACACCCCCUUACACGUGGCAGCCAGGCACGGCCUCCCCGACCUCGUUGACCUCUACCUGAGCUACGGAGCCGCUUUAGACGAUCGAAACGACGAGGGCUUCACACCCAUGAACUCCGCCUGCUCUCAACCUCAGGAACCACAGGACCUGGAACGCUACUUCACGGUGUGCCAGAAGCUGCUGGAGGCGGGAGCCAGCAUCCACAUCAUGGACCAGGACAAGCACACCCCCCUGCACAUGGCCUGCAAGAAUGUCAAUCCAGAAAUCGUGGAUCUGCUGCUCGCUAAGGGUGCCUGUGUGAACGACAUGGACUACGGCGGGGAGGCUCCCAUGCAUCACGUCCUGAAGGUGGUGUGUUACAAAGCGUCCCACCAGCCGGAGAGGGUUGUCCGCGCUCUUUUGAACUACGGCUCAAUCAGGGUGUGGCCUGGCGCUCUACCUACGGUCCUGAAACACUGCUCUGCAUCUCCUCGCACCAUCGAGGUUCUCCUGAACGCCUACAGUCGCCUCAAAGUCACCGACGCCUGGCUGGAGUCUGUGUCUGCAGACGUUUUUGAGAAACACAAAGACUUUUACGAGUCUGUCUUCUCCCUGGCAACGAGGCCUCGCUCUCUGCAGCAUUUGGCGCGCUGCCGGGUCAGAACCUUCCUGGAGGGGCGGCUGCUCAAAGUGGUGCCAAACCUGGAUCUGCCCACCUUCAUCAAAAACUACUUACUGCUGGAUUACAGGGGAUACGUCCACUAAAUGCACCAGUUUGGAAAAGAUCACACAUUGUGAUGCAAUGUUGACAGUAGUUGAUCCUGAUUAUUUUAAUGGUUUUUGCUUGUUGUAACCUUUUUUUUUAAUCCAAGUCAACCGUUUGAUGCUUUUGUGCCACAAGAGGGAGCUAUAGACAAGAAAUGCAAAAAGUAAAGGGAUUUGAUUGUUGUUUAAAACUUCUUUUCUUUCUUUUUUUUAUUUCCUUUUGUAAUUUUAAAUUGUGCAUUGUGUUUUUAACAUUAGGAUGAAUUAUAAUACUAUAUUUGGAUGGAUAGAUCUAUAAAAGAUUAGAUGAUUUUAGUCGAAAAUUGCUAAAAUACUUUUAAAAUAAAAUAUGUUUGUCUUUUAAAAUGUGUAUUUAAUGGGUAUUUAAUUAUGUGAUGCGAUUUUCAGAACUAUUAAAAAUAUUUGGGCUAAA
Molecule: messenger RNA, 1906 nt
Organism: Oryzias melastigma (Indian medaka)
Lineage: Eukaryota; Metazoa; Chordata; Actinopteri; Beloniformes; Adrianichthyidae
Gene: asb10
Product: ankyrin repeat and SOCS box containing 10
Exons: 5
Coding region: 76-1473 (465 amino acids)
Biological process (GO): intracellular signal transduction; positive regulation of protein catabolic process; protein ubiquitination
Molecular function (GO): protein binding
Source: RefSeq, a predicted model, not a curated record